Anopheles darlingi is the source of this 2124-nucleotide messenger RNA. It is a transcript of the gene NC2alpha, whose product is annotated as mucin-5AC. Gene Ontology annotation, cellular component: negative cofactor 2 complex; nucleus. Gene Ontology annotation, biological process: transcription by RNA polymerase II; negative regulation of transcription by RNA polymerase II; positive regulation of transcription by RNA polymerase II. The record is from RefSeq and is a predicted model, not a curated record. NCBI's taxonomy places the organism in Eukaryota, Metazoa, Arthropoda, Insecta, Diptera, Culicidae. The transcript has 3 exons. Gene Ontology annotation, molecular function: RNA polymerase II general transcription initiation factor activity; core promoter sequence-specific DNA binding; transcription corepressor activity. Bases 317 to 1603 code for a protein of 428 amino acids.
UGUUUAAAACACCUUGUUCUGAGUUAGCUCGCUUCUGCAUUCCGUGGUUUUGCAGGCUCAAAUUGGUUUUUAAGGAAAGUGCAAAGUGGGGAAGAACGAAAAGAACGGACCCAGAACCCAGAUCCUGCCCGAAAACCCAGAUCCUGCCCAAAAACCUUCCUGUGUUCGUCGGAACUAACAGCGCGCGCCGCUGCCGCCGUCGUCGUCGGCACACCAGCGCGUCGUCACGGGAGAUAAGGCGGUUGGAAGAAGAGAUUUUUACAUCCCGGAGCGCUAAUCCGUAUCCAGCGCGGAACGGAAACAGAUUAGGAGAAGGAUGCCCUCGAAAAAGAAAAAGUAUAACGCCCGCUUUCCAGCGGGCCGCAUCAAGAAAAUCAUGCAAACGGACGAGGAAGUGGGCAAGGUGGCCCAAGCCGUACCGGUCAUCAUCUCUCGCACGCUGGAGCUGUUCGUAGAAUCGCUGCUGACGAAAACGCUGAAGAUUACGAACGCGCGCAAUGCCAAAACCUUAUCACCGUCGCACAUGAAACAGUGCAUCAUCUCGGAGAGUCGGUUCGAUUUUUUGCGCGAUCUGGUGAAAAACAUCCCCGACAUGGGCAUUAACGAGGAACUGUCGGGGUCGGAGGCUGGCUACGGGAAUGACGGUGCGUCACCGGCUUCCACGUCGACCUCCUCGUCAUCUAAUGGUGGCGGAGCGGGAGGGACGGCUGGUGUGGUAUCGUACGAACCGCAGCAACAAUCCCACCAUCAUCACCGCCUGGGAGGGGGAGGUAGCGCUAACAGUGGUACGCUGCAACGGUCGGAAUCGUACUCCCCGGCAACGGCAUCCAGUGCGAACCCAUACGGACAGGCACCGAAGCGGGGCUUAAACCAGAGCGGGAUCUUGAAUUUCUACAAAGAAAUACCGCUCGAAGAGGAGGAACCUGAUAACAGUCCUCCUGCGCCACCUCCUAAGCUGACCCGCCUCAAUUCGGCACCGGCCGCCACUGCGAUACCGUACAAAAUCGAUAUAUUAGCCACGGGCGCUGGUGGUAACGAUGCAGACAAACAGUACGCUGCGGGUGCUACCGGUGCGCCGUCGCCCAUUGGAUACAAAAUAGAGCCUGUCAUUAAGCUGGACUACUCGAACCUAGUGUCGUUGAGCUCCGACGCUGCACCCGGGGAAGCAAAUAGUGGCAGUAGCAGCACCAGCAACGUCGUCCCUACUGGCAACACCAAAGCAGCCUCCGGGCCGCAACCAACGGUGAAAAUCGAUCUCAGCAGGCUACCGAUGACGACGGCAGCGGCAUCGACUCAAGCCACCUCCAUAGCAACCCCAAAGCAGCUACAGCUUCAUCCUGUGCCUUCUACGAUCGUGACGCGAACGACCGAACGUCGCGAGCGGCAGCCAUCAUCAACCGGAGGUGGUGGUGGUGGUGGUAGCAACAGUAGUCAACAACAGACCGCUAGCGGUUCGUCGACCUCGUCCUCCUCUUCCUCCUCACCACAGUCCGCACCGACGACACCGAUCAUCGGCCAAAGUCCUGUACCAACGGCACCACCGAUCUUUGCUGCACUCUCCUCCGCGAUCCCUGGAAUGGACGAAGAUUACGACGAUAUUUAAAGCCCUCAACUCACCCUCCACUCCCCCAGCGCCCAGCGAACAAAAACAGACUUCCCCACCCGGUGGGAGAGGACUGGGACCAACCGCGUGGUCACGCGUCAGCAUUUACUAUGCUGUGUGUUUUGUGUGUGUGUGAAUUUGUGUUUGUAAGCUUUUUUUUAAAUAUUAAUCUUCAUAAAGAUUUCUUAUGCCAUCAUCAUUGGUCCCAGGCGUCGCCGAUGGACGUUAGUUGAGUUGUAAAUAGAUGCAGAACAGCGAAACGCCUCGAGAACAAUGACGUCUUUAGUUCCGUUUCGGGUAACGGGCACAGCACGUGCGUGGAUGCACCGUAUCCGGUUCUAUUGGCGGUUGCACACACAUUCGAACAAAAACCUGAUCGGCGAUAGUGCGCAGUGCACGUUAGACGGAGAAACGAAAGUCGUAUCCUGCAGCAUUCGCAAUAGCUAUUUGUGGUGUGAAAUUAAACUUUAAAAAAGGAAUACAAACAACCGUUUAUACCCCCAAAAUCCAAUGGCCAACAG